Molecule: messenger RNA, 2208 nt
Organism: Empidonax traillii (willow flycatcher)
Lineage: Eukaryota; Metazoa; Chordata; Aves; Passeriformes; Tyrannidae
Gene: KCNJ5
Product: potassium voltage-gated channel subfamily J member 5
Exons: 3
Coding region: 325-1608 (427 amino acids)
Biological process (GO): regulation of monoatomic ion transmembrane transport; potassium ion import across plasma membrane
Cellular component (GO): plasma membrane
Molecular function (GO): G-protein activated inward rectifier potassium channel activity
Source: RefSeq, a predicted model, not a curated record
AACGGGAAGGGCGCGAGCAGGGAAAGGCAGGCAGAGGAGAGGCAAAAGUAUCUCCGCAGCAGCGGAGGGUUCGGAGCAGAGCAGGGAAAUCAGGGAUACCCGGGGACAGGGGCGUGGGCAUCCACAUCCUCAGUGCCACGUAAAUGUUCCCUCCCGUCAGGGAAGGAGGCAGGAGGCAGCGCGGGGACCCGAGGACGAGCCCAGCUCGCUGGUGAUGGCAUGGACCGGCCGCUGCUCCAGCCGCGCUGCCCACUGCCCGCUGCCGCCCGGCUGCCCCCGAGGGCGCGACACUACUGAUGCGGAGCCGCUCGUAGCGACCCAGCCAUGGCUGGAGAUUCCAGGAUCUUCAUGAACCAGGACAUGGACAUCGGAGUGACCUCCAGGGAGCCCAAGAAGAUUCCCAAGCAGGCUCGGGACGAUGUCCCCAUCGCCACCGAUCGGACCCGCCUCAUCUCGGCCGAGGGGAAGAAGCCCCGGCAGCGCUACAUGGAGAAGAGCGGCAAGUGCAACGUGCACCACGGCAACGUCCAGGAGACCUACCGGUACCUCAGUGACCUCUUCACCACGCUGGUGGACCUCAAGUGGCGUUUCAACCUCCUGGUCUUCACCAUGGUCUACACCGUCACCUGGCUGUUCUUCGGGUUCAUAUGGUGGCUCAUCGCCUACAUCCGGGGGGAUCUGGACCACCUGGAAGAUGAGAACUGGAUCCCCUGCGUGGAGAACCUCAGCGGGUUCGUGUCCGCCUUCCUGUUCUCCAUCGAGACGGAGACGACGAUCGGUUACGGCUACAGGGUGAUCACGGAGAAGUGCCCCGAGGGCAUCGUGCUGCUCCUCAUCCAGGCCAUCCUGGGCUCCAUCGUCAACGCCUUCAUGGUGGGCUGCAUGUUCGUCAAGAUCAGCCAGCCAAAGAAAAGGGCUGAAACCCUCAUGUUCUCCAACAACGCCGUCAUCUCCAUGAGGGACGAGAAGCUCUGCCUCAUGUUCCGCGUCGGGGACCUCCGCAAUUCCCACAUUGUCGAGGCCUCCAUCAGAGCCAAACUGAUCAAGUCCAAACAGACCAAAGAAGGAGAGUUUAUCCCCCUGAACCAAACGGACAUCAACGUGGGGUUUGACACAGGAGACGACAGGUUGUUCCUGGUGUCACCCCUGAUCAUCUCCCAUGAAAUCAAUGAGAAGAGCCCCUUCUGGGAGAUGUCUCGUACCCAGCUGGAGAAGGAGGAGUUCGAAAUUGUGGUCAUCCUGGAAGGAAUGGUGGAAGCAACAGGGAUGACUUGCCAGGCUCGCAGCUCCUACAUGGACACCGAGGUGCUGUGGGGACACCGCUUCACCCCCGUGCUCACCCUGGAGAAGGACUUUUACGAGGUGGACUAUAACAGCUUCCACAGCACCUACGAGACCAACACCCCCGUGUGCUGUGCCAAGGAACUGGCCGAGUCCCGCCGGGAAGGGCAGCUCCUGGGCCACCUCUCCAGUGCCACCCUCCUCAGCGGGGGCAGGGAGGCAGACACAGCCCGGCAGGAGGAGGAGGAGGAGGAGGAGGAGGAGGAAGGCAGGGAGCCAGCAGGAUUGGAUGGAGCCAAUGGCACAGCGGGAGAGAUGCCUGUAUAACACCCGACCCACCCACACUUACUGGGAGGCUGGUUCGGAGAGCCAGGGAUUGACUGGGAGCCGGAGGAGGCUGGGAUUGGUGGCCAGAGCUCUGCUCCUGCCCAUCCUGGCGAGCCCCUGCACAGCAGUGCCUCGGUUUCCCUCCCCUCGUGUGUGUACAGCGAGGCUUUGCUCUCCUCUGCAAAGCACUUGGAUCCCUGUGGACAAGGCUCACUCCAUCUCACCCCUGGGAAAACUGAAAUUCCCACCACUGGUUAUCUCGAAAGGUUGGACAUUCAGAACUCUUCUCCUUCUGAGGGGAGGAGGUUUUAAAAAGUCCAGAAUGGCCCAUCUCAGUAUGAAGAAUGUGAUUUCAUACCUUCACUUAAUUUGUGAGUCAAUGUAUUGUAGACAUUGUUACAGCUAAAUUAAAAAAAAGAGAAAAAAAAGUCUCACUUGUAUGUAGUGAAGUGUUUUGCCUUCAUAAGUUUUACAAAUAGAUUUUAGUGUUUCCCUCCAGGAUCGCAGGCAUUGUGAUUUAUUUCCUGCAAAACCUGAUGUGAACGGGGCAGCUUUCCCUGCAAAUCUUUAGCAGAUUUAUCCGAGUUUGUCCUUUUGUCU